CCAUCUCCACCCCAGAUCUGAAUUUCUUCGAUCGUUGUGAAUCGAGAUCGGAAAGGGCGGAAAAGCGAGGCGACCAAUGGGCAGCAGCCGCGAGAUGAAGCACCUGGUAGAGGUGGAGAAGGGGCAGGAGGCCAUCGACGGCCGGCCCUCCGUCGGACCAGUUUACCGCAGCGCCUUUGCUAAGGACGGCUUCCCUCCGCCCGUCCCUGGUAUAGACUCCUGCUGGGACAUCUUCCGUUUGUCUGCUGAGAAAUUUCCUGGGAGGAACAUGCUUGGCCGUCGAGAAGUCGUGGAUGGAAAGGCCGGUAAAUAUGUCUGGAUGACUUAUAAGGAAGUGUACGACACUGUGAUUAAACUCGGGGCUUCCCUAAGGAGUUGCGGGAUCGAGCAGGGUGGUCGUUGUGGUAUCUAUGGUGCUAACUGCACUGAGUGGGUUAUUAGUAUGGAGGCUUGUAAUGCUCAUGGGAUUCAUUGCGUUCCUUUGUAUGAUACACUUGGUGCUGGUGCUGUAGAAUUCAUUUUAUGCCAUGCGGAGGUUCAGAUUGCUUUUGUAGAAGAAAAAAAGAUUGCAGAGGUGUUGAAAACACUUCAUGUUUCAUCCCAAUUUUUGAAGACAAUUGUCAGCUUUGGUAAAGUCACCUCUGAACAAAGAGAAGUGGUUGAAAAGUCUGGCUUGGCAAUAUUUGAGUGGGAUGAGUUCUUACUGUUGGGAUGUGACAAACAAUUUGAUCUUCCUACUAAGAAGAAAGAUGACGUGUGUACAAUUAUGUACACCAGUGGUACAACCGGUGAUCCUAAAGGCGUACUUAUCUCCAACAAGAGCAUCAUUACUCUUAUCUCUGGCAUAGAUCGAUUUCUUCUUGGUGUUAAUGAGCAGUUAACUGAAGAUGAUAUUUAUAUAUCAUAUCUUCCUCUUGCACAUAUCUUUGACCGGGUGAUUGAAGAGAUGUUCAUUUAUCGGGCGGCUUCAAUAGGAUUUUGGCGUGGGGAUAUCAAAUUGUUGGUCGAAGACAUUGGGGAGCUAAAGCCAACCGUCUUUUGUGCUGUUCCUCGUGUGCUUGAUCGCAUCUUUACAGGGCUACAGACCAAGAUUUCCACGGGAGGAAAGCUAAAGCAAACAUUAUUUAACCUCUCUUAUAAAUACAAACUUCAUAACAUGGCAAGAGGAAGUAGGCAUGACGAGGCAGCUAGAAUUUGUGAUAGAUUGGUAUUUAACAAGGUAAAAGAUGGACUUGGUGGGAAUGUACGACUCAUCCUAUCUGGAGCAGCUCCUCUAGCAACACAUGUCGAACAAUUUCUAAGAGUGGUGACAUGUGCACAUGUUUUACAAGGAUACGGUCUUACUGAGACGUGUGCUGGGACGUUCGUAUCAUUGCCUAAUGACCUUUCAAUGCUUGGGACAGUGGGUCCACCAGUCGCAAAUGUUGAUGUGCGGCUGGAAUCUGUCCCCGAGAUGAAUUAUGAUGCUCUUUCAGAAGUUCCUCGUGGAGAAAUAUGCAUCAGAGGAGAUACAUUAUUUUCAGGCUACCACAAAAGAGAGGACCUCACGGAAGAGGUUAUGCUAGACGGAUGGUUUCACACAGGUGACAUUGGUGAGUGGCAGCCAGAUGGAAGUAUGAAAAUCAUUGACCGAAAGAAGAACAUUUUUAAACUUUCACAGGGAGAAUAUGUUGCAGUUGAAAAUUUGGAGAACAUAUAUGGCCUUGUUCAUGAUAUUGAUUCAAUAUGGAUAUAUGGAAAUAGUUUUGAGUCUGCUCUUGUCGCCAUAGUCAACCCAAAUAUGCAAGCGCUUGAACAUUGGGCUCAAAUGAAUGGUACCAGUGGAGAUUUUGCCUCGCUCUGUCAAAAUUCAAAGGCAAAAGAGUACAUUUUGGGCGAACUUACAAAGAUUGGAAAAGAAAAGAAGGUGAUUUGUUUGAACUCGUCGAUAAUUUACCUGUCAAUUUUCAAAUGCCAUUUUGUGAUAACUCAGAUCACAUUCUUGCAGUUGAAAGGCUUCGAGUUCAUUAAAGCUGUUCACCUCGAUCCAGUUCCAUUUGACAUGGAACGCGACCUGCUUACCCCAACAUACAAAAAGAAGAGGCCACAGCUACUGAAGUAUUACGAGAGUGUCAUCGAUGAUUUAUACAAAAGCUUGAAGUGAAGCAGUGAAUAUUCAAUCUGCAGUUUAAAACAUUAGUGUGUGCUUCUUCUUUCACUGGUGUUUCUGUAAGGUUCUUCAGGAAAAAUAUUAAAACCUUUUUUUUGCAUCAAAGCCAUAAAUCUAUAAUAAUACAGUUGUUAUAGAAGAUUGCACACAUAAAUAUAUAUCCAUGUAUCAUUCAUUUGCUGUUUAA
This is a messenger RNA of Zingiber officinale, 2336 nucleotides long. Its product is annotated as long chain acyl-CoA synthetase 4-like. The coding region runs from base 77 to 2143 and encodes 688 amino acids. Lineage: Eukaryota; Viridiplantae; Streptophyta; Magnoliopsida; Zingiberales; Zingiberaceae. The transcript is spliced from 18 exons. Gene Ontology annotation, cellular component: membrane; endoplasmic reticulum. The record is from RefSeq and is a predicted model, not a curated record. Gene Ontology annotation, molecular function: long-chain fatty acid-CoA ligase activity. Gene Ontology annotation, biological process: fatty acid metabolic process.